Molecule: messenger RNA, 1226 nt
Organism: Solanum lycopersicum (tomato)
Lineage: Eukaryota; Viridiplantae; Streptophyta; Magnoliopsida; Solanales; Solanaceae
Product: putative F-box/LRR-repeat protein 9
Molecular function (GO): protein binding
Source: RefSeq, a predicted model, not a curated record
AUGUAGAGUAUAAUUUAAGGACAGUUUUGACAAAAAACUGAUAUAAUUCCCUAAUAAAAACCUAGAUGGAAUUUGAAGAUUUUUUUUAGUUGUAUAGCAAAAUGCCGAUUGUUCAUAAAGCAUCCACAAUUGAACCACCGCUGCAAUCGGCGUCGUGGGCUGAGCUUCCGGUGGAAAUUACUAUGGACAUUCUGCAGCGUUUGGGAACGGUAGAGAUAGUGGAGAGUGCUCAGAGGGUUUGUAGUACUUGGUGGAAGGUUUGCCAUGAUCCUGCUAUGUGGCGUGUUAUUGACUUGAAAUAUGACCCUAAUAGUGACAUGCGUGGUGUGUUGAAUAAGAUAUGUCGGAUUGCGGUGGAUCGUAGCCAGGGCCAAUUACUCAAAAUUAGCAUUGGUAGCAAAGACCUGCUCAAUUACAUUGCUGAGAGAUCAAGUCAGCUCAGACAUCUCCGACUUGUCAACUGUGGUAACGUUGCUGGAGCUUUGGUUUCAGCUGCCAAGAAUUUCCCUUUGUUGGAGGAGUUGCACACUCACUUGACCUUUAUUACUGCAGAGGAUAUACAAAGUGUAGGUCGUUAUUGCCCUCUGCUUAAGUCAUUUACAUUGAAUGCCAGUAGAAUUGGAUAUUCACUGUCUACAGAUGAUGCUCAAGCGCUAGCUAUUGCUAAAAGUAUGCCUGAAUUGCGACACCUUGCUCUACUUUUGAAUCCAUUGACAAAUGUAGGACUUCAAGCCAUUCUUGAUGGCUGUCCACACCUUGUAUCGCUUGACUUGCGUCACUCUAAUGUUAAUCUUGAAGGGGAUUUAGGAAGAAGAUGCAGGCAACAAAUUGUUGAUCUAAAGCAACCUCAUGAUUCCACUCAUGAUUAUGAAUUUGAUUCAAAAAUACAUUAUUACUAUGGAUGCUGGUCCUAUGAUGAAUACGAAUACCAAGACUAUCUUAGCAAUAUUGUUCGUUACAUUGAUAGUGAAAAUGAAAACUGGUAACUUACAGAAUGUCAUGAAGAAAGAAAUUUACCCACCAUUAUUUCAUCUUUCUUCCAUUUUUUGUCUUCACAGAUGACUAAAUGUAUUUUGUUUUAGAACAUAUCUGGUGGUUGCAUUGGUUUAUUUGCUAGAAUUUGCUUGGGAGAACAUGUGGUGUAUUUACUACUCCUAGUAAAGUUUAAAUGAUACUUGUGAAAGGAUUAUUUAGACAAAUAUAGAGCGACUACUAAUUUUACAUGA